AUGCAUGAUGGUUAUACUAACAAGCACACCUUUGAGCAUAAUGGCAAGAAAACCGUGCUGGUGCCUCUAACUCCCAAAGAGGUUCAUGAAGAUCAACUUCAACUUCAGAAAAAGAAGAAGAUCGAUCUCAAGCCUGAUCAAAGCAAGCAACACAAUCUCUAUGCCAAAACAGGGGAGAUCAAAAGAAUUCUCUACUCUCAAAAUUCUUUUGUUUUACUCAGGUUUAAAGAAAACCUUCUAACUGUUGCUAAUAAAACACCGGAUUAUCCGAGUGAACUAUCUUCUCUUUUGCAGGAAUACAAAGAUAUCUUUCCAGAAGACAAUCCAAUUGGGUUACCUCCAAUUCGUGGGAUUGAGCAUCAAAUAGAUUUUGUUCCUGGAGCUACACUUCCAAACCGGCCAUCUUACAGGACCAACCCUGUUGAAACUAAAGAACUACAAAAGCAAGUGGAGGAGCUUAUGGAAAAGGGACAUAUCAGAGAAAGCAUGAGUCCUUGUGCCGUUCCAGUGCUUCUUGUGCCAAAAAAAGAUG
Raphanus sativus (radish) is the source of this 532-nucleotide messenger RNA. RefSeq lists its product as uncharacterized. The record is from RefSeq and is a predicted model, not a curated record. The transcript has a single exon. NCBI's taxonomy places the organism in Eukaryota, Viridiplantae, Streptophyta, Magnoliopsida, Brassicales, Brassicaceae. The annotation marks the transcript as partial.